This is a messenger RNA of Cicer arietinum (chickpea), 3522 nucleotides long. Its product is annotated as vacuolar sorting protein 39-like. The record is from RefSeq and is a predicted model, not a curated record. Gene Ontology annotation, biological process: autophagy; vesicle-mediated transport; endosomal vesicle fusion. NCBI's taxonomy places the organism in Eukaryota, Viridiplantae, Streptophyta, Magnoliopsida, Fabales, Fabaceae. Gene Ontology annotation, molecular function: protein binding. Gene Ontology annotation, cellular component: cytoplasm; membrane.
GUCUACACUGCACAACCAACGUGAAGCGUUCCCCGCCUUCAGGGACACAAAAAACCGUUCAAACUCCAAGCAAUGAAUCCACUAAACGACAUCAUUUUCCUUUUCCAUCAUCCAUGCCUAUUCUCAAUCACUCCCAAACCAAAGACAAAUCAGAAAUUACACUUGAACAUCAAUUAAAAUGCACUUGAACAUCAAUUAAAAUGGUGCAUAGUGCCUACGAUUCCUUCGAGCUUCUCACCAAUUGUCCAUCCAAAAUCGAAUCAAUCGAAUCGUACGGAUCAAAGAUUCUCUUAGGAUGUACCGACGGUUCUCUCCUCAUUUACGCGCCGGAGUCGGAGCGAUCCGCGACGGUGCCGGAGGAGAUGCGGAAAGAGGCGUAUUCACUGGAGAGAAGCUUAAAAGGAUUCGCGAGGAGGCCCGUGGUUUCAAUGCAGGUGGUGGAAUCGAGGGAGCUUCUUCUCUCGCUUUCUGAAUCCAUCGCGUUUCAUAGGCUUCCUAACUUCGAAACAAUUGCCGUUAUCACCAAGGCGAAAGGCGCUAAUGCUUUCUGCUGGGACGAGCGUAGAGGCUUCCUGUGCUUCGCUAGGCAAAAACGCCUCUGUAUCUUCAGACACGACGAUGGUAGAGGAUUUGUGGAGGUGAAAGACUUUGGUGUUCCUGAUGUGGUGAAAUCAAUGAGUUGGUGUGGUGAGAAUAUAUGUUUGGGGAUUAGAAAAGAAUAUGUGAUUCUAAAUGCUACAAGUGGUGCAAUAUCUGAAGUUUUUACUUCUGGGAGGCUAGCACCACCUUUGGUAGUAUCUCUUCCUUCCGGAGAGCUCCUUCUGGGCAAGGAGAACAUUGGCGUAUUUGUGGACCAAAAUGGGAAACUUCGUCCAGAAGGUAGGAUUUGUUGGUCAGAGGCCCCAGCAGAAGUUGUAAUUCAGAAGCCAUAUGCUUUAGCCCUUCUACCCAGAUUUUUGGAGAUUCGAUCUCUACGAGGUCCAUAUCCAUUGAUACAAACAGUAGUUUUUCGAAAUGUACGCCAUCUUCGCCAGAGCAAUAAUUCAGUCAUUAUUGCUUUAGAAAAUUCUGUUCAUGGCCUCUUUCCUGUUCCUCUUGGAGCCCAGAUUGUCCAAUUAACAGCCGCUGGUAACUUUGAAGAAGCCUUGUCGUUGUGCAAGCUCCUCCCACCUGAAGAUUCAAAUCUUCGUGCUGCAAAGGAGGGUUCAAUUCAUAUAAGAUAUGCCCACUAUCUUUUUGACAACGGCAGCUAUGAGGAGUCAAUGGAACAUUUCCUAGCAUCUCAAGUAGAUAUAACUCAUGUGCUUUCUCUGUAUACAUCCAUUAUCCUUCCAAAGACAACUAUUGUUCAUGAUUCAGAUAAGCUGGACAUUUUUGGGGAUGCUUUGUAUCUCUCCAGAGGUUCUUCAGCUAUGUCUGAUGAUAUGGAACCAUCUCCCGCAUCUAAUAUGUCAGAAUCGGAUGACAAUUCAGAACUUGAAUCGAAAAAAAUGAGCUACAAUAUGCUUAUGGCUCUCAUAAAGUUUUUGCAGAAGAAAAGACAUGGUAUUAUUGAGAAGGCCACUGCAGAAGGAACUGAGGAGGUUGUUUUUGAUGCAGUCGGUAAUAAUUUUGCAACCUAUAACAGUAAUAGGUUUAAGAAAAUAAACAAGGGGCGUGGUAGUAUACCUAUUAGUUCGGGAGCUCGGGAAAUGGCUUCAAUAUUGGAUACUGCUCUACUCCAAGCAUUGCUGCUAACUGGACAACCGUCUUUGGCUGAAAAUAUAUUGAGAGGGCUUAACUACUGUGAUAUGAAAAUAUGUGAAGAGAUACUUCAAGAAGGCAACUAUCAUGUUGCUUUGGUAGAACUUUACAAGUGCAACUCAAUGCACCGGGAGGCCCUUGAACUUAUUAACAAAUUGGUGAAAGAGUCUAGCCAGUCUAAGAUUGCACACAGAUUCAAGCCUGAGGCCAUCAUCGAGUACCUCAAGCCACUUUGUGAAACAGAACCCAUACUUGUACUAGACUACUCCAUGCUUGUUCUUGAAAGCUGCCCAACCCAAACUAUGGAGCUCUUUUUGUCUGGAAAUAUUCCAGCAGAUAUGGUCAACUUAUAUUUGAAGCAACAUGCUCCAAACUUGCAAGCCAUGUACUUGGAGCUCAUGCUUGCAGCAAAUGAGAAUGCCAUAUCUGGGACUUUGCAAAAUGAAAUGGUACAUAUCUAUCUUUCUGAAGUACUUGAUUGGCAUGCUGAUUUAAGUUCUCAACGGAAAUGGGAUGAGAAAGUUUAUUCCCCCAAAAGAAAAAAGUUAUUGUCUGCCUUAGAGACUAUGUCAGGAUAUAAUCCAGAGACUCUGCUGAAACUUCUUCCAUCGGAUGCUUUAUACGAAGAGCGGGCUAUAUUGUUGGGAAAAAUGAACCAACAUGAACUAGCAUUAGCUUUGUAUGUUCAUAAGCUUCAUGUUCAAGAACUGGCAUUGACAUAUUGUGAUCAUCUGUAUGAAUCUACUCAUCAGCAUUCUGUAAAAUCUCCCAGCAACAUAUACCUAAUGCUUCUGCAAAUCUAUUUGAAUCCACGGAGGACAACUGAUAACUAUGAAAAGAGAAUUUCAAAUCUAUUAUCCCCUCAGAAUAAACCCAUUAGAAUGGUUAGUUCUAAAUCAUUAUUAAGAACUAGAAGCCGAGGAUCAAAGAAAAUUGCUGCAAUAGAGUUUGCAGAGGACACAAGAGCUGGUCUGAGUAGCGACAGUGGUAGGAGUGAUGCUGACACUGAUGAAUUUACUGAGGAAGGAAGUACUUCUAUCAUGCUUGAUGAGGCCCUCGAUUUGUUGAGCCGCAGAUGGGAUAGAAUCAAUGGAGCCGAGGCCCUGAAACUCCUACCAAAAGAGACCAAACUGCAGAACUUGCUUCCAUUUCUUGGACCCCUUGUGAGGAAAUAUAGUGAAAUGUAUCGUAAUUGCUCGGUUGUCAGGAACUUGAGACAGAGUGAGAACCUUCAGGUAAUGCAAUCUAGGAAACAGAGAGCCACAUGCUCUUCAUAUUCAGAUGCUUCUAGUUUGUUACCAUGUGUACGUAUCUACCACGAUUCAAUUUGUUGUGCACAGGUGAAAGAUGAAUUCUACAAAAAGAGAAAAACGGCUGUGAAGAUUAGUGGUGAUAACAUGUGCUCCUUGUGCCAUAAGAAAAUAGGGACUAGUGUUUUUGCAGUCUAUCCGAAUGGGAAAACUCUAGUGCAUUUUGUCUGUUUCAGAGAUUCUCAAAGUAUGAAAGCUGUUGCGAAAGGGACUCCAUUGAAAAAGGCAUUUUGAAAUGGAUAUUAAAAAGUUAUACAAUUUGGGGGUUGUGAGCAUUGCCUUAUCAAUGGUAGGUUGGUGAAUUGUGGUGAAAGUGGCCGUGUAAUAUAUUCUUUGUAGAUCGGCUUGAAAUAGUUUGUAGGCUAUCACUGUGAAAGGCGUGAUAUGUUUCUUUCAUUUUUUUUCUUGUAAUAAUGUAAAUAUUGGUUUGUUGUUUUGAGUAAAUUUAAGCAUUGAAAAGGUUUAGCUA